CCCCCCGUUGAGCUGCAGAGGCUGGUGUGAUGUCCGUCUCUAAUCCACCUGCCUGUUAUUACAGCACCAAUGAGCGUGUCCUUAUCCCACCUCUGGACAAAUGAUAAUUUCACGCUCAGUAAAUAAUUCCUGUCUUGAUUUGCGCUGGUUUAAUUGUCACCCUUUGUGACAUUUGUUUGAUUUCUAACUGUCAAAGUUGCCCAGCAUGGACUGUAAGCGAGACAAGGAGCAGGAUGCAGAGUAUGAGAAGGUAACUGCUUUGCAGCUGAAGUCACGGACAGGAGAAUUUGAUUUGGAAUCCAUUCUGUUUCUGAAACUCAGAGUCCUUGGUAUACAUGACCUUGGAUGCAUUGGGGAAUGUGUAAAUUUGGAGAGGCUGGACCUAUUUGGCAACAAUGUCACAAAUCUAGGACCUCUAUCAUCUCUUCGUCUUCUUUCUGUGCUUAAUUUGUCUUCUAACAGAAUCUCUAAUAUAGAGCCACUUCGUAGUUGUGAAAAUUUACAAACUUUAAAUUUAGCUGGUAAUGUCAUAUCCAGCACUGAGAGCCUACAUUGCCUUGUUUCUCUGAAAAAGCUAGAAAACAUACGUCUGAGAGACAACACCUACAAUUACAGUAACCCAGUGUGCAGGAGCGCAUCAUACAGAGCUGUUGUACUCGAGAUGUUCCCGAACAUCAAGGUUCUGGAUGGAGAGAGAGUUGUUGGACGAGGAAGUGAAUUGUACCAGUUAUGCAAAGACAUUGAUGAUACCAUAAAAGCUGGUUCAUAUAAGAAUGGGCAGCUCAUUGAACAUCCCGAUUGCAAGCCAUGGGUAGAAGACGGUUACUGGGAGAUAAAGCGAUCAAACAAUGCCAUUAUUGAAGAAGCCUACAAACAGUUCAAUGAUGUUCUUCACGAAUGCAGACUCUUGAACAACAGAGCCACUCAUGUGAUUUCCCAGACUGAGCGAUCAAUGAGCUUGAAGAAGCAGCCAAAGCAAUACGCCAUCUGAAUUGGGCUAUUUUGUACAAACCUUUUAUGUAACUUUCAGCCGCCUUUUUUUGCUUUGUAAUGAUGUACUAUGACAGAUGUACUGUAGCUUUUUUCAAACAACCAUGCUAUAUCCAAAUGCUUUUUAAAUAUCAUUGCCUGACACACGUGCUCCGUGCCGCAGUGUGUGAAUUUCGCUGUUACUGUAUUCAUCCUAUGCAUUGGUUGACAGAAUAAAUACAGAGGCGGUUUGAAAACCUUGACCCAUACUGAUGCCCCUCAGUUUGGCUCAUCGAUGUCUUAACUUGCACAAUGUGCAUUUUGUACAAUGCUGUAGCCUGAAAUAAUGCUGAUAGCUAUGCUGCUCAUUAGAAUUUGUAUUGGUCUUUGCUUACAGGGUGUCCUUAAUUUUACAUUGCUGGUUAAUUUAAAAAGUAAAUGUGUCAUCUAUUGUUUGUUCUUGUGCUUAUGCAAAGAUUGACUGAUUGAUUGUUGGCUCUUUUUACUUGUUUUUUUUUUUUAUCAUAGGGUUUCUCUGUGCAACCAACUUGCUGAAAAUACAUUAUUUGUAAGCCUGUAAAUGUGUAUUUAAUUCUGACUUUGAUUAUUUAGAAUAAAUUCAGAUAAGAUGCA
This is a messenger RNA of Poecilia reticulata (guppy), 1602 nucleotides long. It is a transcript of the gene lrrc61, whose product is annotated as leucine rich repeat containing 61. Lineage: Eukaryota; Metazoa; Chordata; Actinopteri; Cyprinodontiformes; Poeciliidae. Gene Ontology annotation, cellular component: cytoplasm. Gene Ontology annotation, biological process: outer dynein arm assembly. Gene Ontology annotation, molecular function: protein binding. The record is from RefSeq and is a predicted model, not a curated record.